Messenger RNA from Pelmatolapia mariae (spotted tilapia), 1298 nucleotides. It is a transcript of the gene tigara, whose product is annotated as TP53 induced glycolysis regulatory phosphatase a. The transcript is spliced from 6 exons. Gene Ontology annotation, molecular function: fructose-2,6-bisphosphate 2-phosphatase activity. The coding region runs from base 24 to 839 and encodes 271 amino acids. Gene Ontology annotation, biological process: regulation of pentose-phosphate shunt; negative regulation of glycolytic process. NCBI's taxonomy places the organism in Eukaryota, Metazoa, Chordata, Actinopteri, Cichliformes, Cichlidae. Gene Ontology annotation, cellular component: cytosol. The record is from RefSeq and is a predicted model, not a curated record.
CUGUGAGACUCAUGCAAUGAGUAAUGCGUCUUUACCCGGUCUCUAACUUCCGCAGCAUGAAAACGCUAACAUUUGGGCUGACCCUUGUUCGACAUGGGGAAACUCAGUACAACAAAGAUGGUCUGCUGCAAGGCCAGGCUAUAGACGCACCUUUGUCUGAGGCUGGGCUGCAGCAGGCAGAAGCUGCAGGGCGAUACCUCGCCAAUGUCAAGUUCACCAGCGUGUUUGUUAGCAACAUGCUGCGGGCAAAACAGACCGCCGAAACAAUAAUGAAGCACAACAGUAGCUGUUCCGCUCUAGAAAUGGUGUGUGACCCUCUGCUUAUAGAAAAGAGCUUUGGGAUAGCUGAAGGGAGGCGGUUACAGGAGCUCAAAGACAUGGCCGAGGCGGCUGGUCAGACGUUUCCAGGCUUCACACCUCCGGGAGGAGAGACGCAGGAGCAGGUGAAGGAGCGGUUCAAAGAGUUUCUGGAGAAAAUGCUUCAGCAAAUUGGGGCCGAACACUUCAGCGAGAGAGGGCAGGACGAAUCGUCGUUACCUGCUCCGUCACAGGCGUCUCCUACUGAGGGGAAGGCCGACGACGGGGUCAAGGAUAUCCCCGUCCAUGCUUUGGUGGUCACCCAUGGGGCUUACAUGUGCGUGGUGGUGCGCUACUUUGUGGAGGAAUUGCACUGCCGCUUACCUCAGGGUUCUGAUAACGCACACGUGUUCUCUCUGAGUCCUAACACGGGCCUUUGUCGGUUUAUAGUAACCGUGAGAAAACAAGACGACGAGUUCAUAUUAUCAGGGAUCCGCUGUGUUUUUAUCCACAGAGGGGACCACGUGAAACACAGAUCGUGACCUUUUACGUCCUUUUCUUAGGGUUCAUUUAAACAGUAAUUAAAGCACCUUCGCUCAGCCUCGGAUCGUUUGUGUUGCAGGAAAUUUCAUCAUCACGUUGUUAUUGUCUGGCUGUUCAUUACUACGUACGUGGGCGACUCUGUGGUUUAGUGAGGCCUCGUUUCUAAAUUUAUCCUGUAGGGGUCCAGAAAUCUGCAUAGGAACUCGGAGUAGUGUUUACUUUUUGGAAAUCAGUUACUUUUCCAUUGUUGUGAAUUAACACUUGAGUCAACAAGGACAAACGAAUGUUACGAAUGAACAGUCGCUCUGUUGCUGUUUUUCAGUCCACACAUUUAUUUAGAGUAAAAACUGCUGUUGCUUAGAUAAAGGAGUCUGUGACGUGUGCAACUACUGAACCAAACAGUAGACGACGAAUAAUUUACUGAUGUAAAAAUGUACGUUUGCAUCUGUGACGGUUCU